This is a messenger RNA of Dermacentor silvarum, 532 nucleotides long. RefSeq lists its product as uncharacterized. The transcript has 5 exons. Lineage: Eukaryota; Metazoa; Arthropoda; Arachnida; Ixodida; Ixodidae. The record is from RefSeq and is a predicted model, not a curated record. The coding region runs from base 1 to 501 and encodes 166 amino acids.
AUGGUCGCUGCCCAGGUCUGGCUGUAUAUUGGUCCAAUGAGCAUUGUUGAUAUGUUUGAUGAAGUAACGGGGUCAACAGCGUUACGGAGACCGACUCUACCUAAGCUGCCGAAGAUUCCGAAGAUAGUGCGCAAUUUGGGUUCUGCGGCGAAAGAACAACACAUCGACCCGCACAUCGAUCAGAAGAUUGAUGUCUUUUUGGAUUUGGCUCCAAGCCCCGAUGAUUCAACUGGCCAAACAGGAUAUAACGGAACUGGCAUUUCGGGUGCUCCACAUUCCAGAACCGGCAGCGGCAUGGUAUUUGCUUGUGGGGAGUGCAGCUGCAAGUUCCCUUUAGACAUAGACAUUUAUGCACCACAACAGGGCUGCACUCUAAAGGUGAAAAAAUUAAGUUGUUCUUGCAAAAGGAGCAGCUGCUAUAUGAACCAAGUUGCGAAGUGCCUAGAAAACGUGGCCUCCGAAAAAUGUUACUGGGAAGCACGACGAGUCAUUUGCCUCUAAUCUCGCAAUAAAGACAUGGUUAUCAAACUCU